Scylla paramamosain (green mud crab) is the source of this 1989-nucleotide messenger RNA. RefSeq lists its product as uncharacterized. The coding region runs from base 148 to 1584 and encodes 478 amino acids. The transcript is spliced from 3 exons. NCBI's taxonomy places the organism in Eukaryota, Metazoa, Arthropoda, Malacostraca, Decapoda, Portunidae. The record is from RefSeq and is a predicted model, not a curated record.
CUACCAACUGACGCCUGUGUGAAUAGACCGACCGCUCUGCCUUCGUAACCUACUGACUGACUGACUGACUGACUGACUGACUAACCGUGUGACUAACAGUUGCUUGCUGGAGGAGUGGCUGAAGGCUUUGCUGUGUCUGGCGUGAAGAUGAGGGGGACAAAGGAGGCGGCGGUGCUGGCCUUCCUCCUUGCCACAACCCUCCCUGGAACGCUAUCGGCGCCUCUUGAAAGCCGAAAGACAUCUCAGGAGGCAAAGACUAGCACUGACGAAAACCCAGAAGUAGAGACCUCGAAGUCACGCAGCAAUGUCACCCAAGAGGAAGGAAGAACGCAAGUUUUGACAGUCGCAGAUGCAUUUGGCAACCACUACGACCCUUAUCCACACGACCCAAGCAUGGUUGACGUGGCUUCAUCCUUCCUCCACCGCCUACAGGACUUUGUGACGGAAAUGAACGAAGAGGAAAUGCUCCCAGACCGUCGGUGGCCAAAAUGGGUCCACAAUGCGCAGGUCUUCAUCUCCCAGGUACAGAAAACGUCCCUCGCUGAUGCUAUAUACCAGCAGAUGCUCAGGAAGGACACAGUAGCGCACCUCGAUAAGGACCAGACAGGUGACGUGGAGGUGGAUGUCACGGGUGUUCAGUACGAUCCUAUUGGCACAGCCCUUGAGUUCUUCUUCAACGGAUUUCACACGGUGCUCGACAUUCCCAACAUCUUCGAGUGGUGGGAGCGCUUCACUGCAUAUCAAGCUUACUACGCCACCACCACCACCUCCACGACCAUGAACCCGCUCUCCGUUUUCUUCGAGGACGAGAUCACGGAGCAGAAGAAGAACGACAGCAGUGAGGAGUUGCCGGAUAGUGUGAUCUCUGUAGCACAUUAUGACCCUUACGUAACGGGGGUCAAUACUCUACUGUUUUUAUUCUACAAGCAUCUCCUGUUCAAGAACUUCAUCUGGAACUCAGGGUUUGAGAACUUGUUCCUUGAUGCAGCCCAGACCAUUGCCCGAACAGGGGACAAUGAAGGCGUAGAGUACGUAGACGGACCAAGAGGAGAGAAUGCACUGGAGAAAGGAGGAGGAGAAAAGACAGCAGAUGACGAAAGAGGAGACCGAACAAAUGUAGCAGAAGAUUAUGACUACUACUACUACGACUACUACUACGACGACCAGGCAGCGGGAGGCAGUACAAACACACACACCUCAACAGGUCGUGGGACUUCAGACGACUAUUACGACUACUACUAUGACAAUUACCAGUCGUACCCUAGUCCGGAAGACCUCCUGCUGGGCACCAAGGCUAGAAAUGGUCAUGACUACUACCCAAAUGACAUAGAUAGUGGAGGAAAUAGACAUUAUGAUGACUAUUAUACCCAAGGACUACGACCACCACCACCACCACCACCAGAGAAAACGAGGAGGAAUGAUGAUGAAGAGACUGACUCCUCCUCUUCCUCUUCCUCCUCCUCCUCCUCCUCCUCCUCUUCCCCUAUUUCCAAACCUCCCUUAUUCCCAGCUACCUACGGGCAUGGACUCGGCACUGCAGUAGACUCCAUACUCCUCAAGGGCACUGGUCUUGUGGUAAAGUAAGUCAAAAAGGUACAAAAGCAGGAAGGACUCUCCCCGCCUCUGUCUCUCUCUUUCUCUCUCUCUUUCUGUGUUUCUGCUAUUCAUUCAUCCUCCCUCAGUAAUCAUGUGUCUUUUCAUCUCGCCUCCAUUUAUCAGUCCCCCUCGUUAUCUCUCUUUCUAUCUCCCUCUCUCUCUCUCUCUCUCUCUCUCUCUCUCUCUCUCUCUCUCUCUCUCUCUCUCUCUCUCUCUCUCUCUCUCUGUCUGUCUCUCUUUCUCUCUCUCACCUUUUUUAUCAAUGUUGCUUCAAGUCUAUUUUUUAUUUUCCAGUCUUUCAUUUGUGGUGUUCAUCGUUAUCUCUCUCUCUCUCUCUCUCUCUCUCUCUCUCUCUCUCUCUCUCUCUCUCUCUCUCUCUCUCUCUCUCUCUCA